CACUCACUACAAAGCAAACAAGAGAGAGAGAGAGAGAGAGAGAGAGAGAGAGAGAGAGCAAUGGAGGAAGGAGUCGAGACGACGAUGAAGCUUGAUCGAUGGGGAUACCCGAUCCGGACGACCUCCGAUGCUUGCAUCGCAGCCAUCAACGCGUGCUAUGAGCAGCUCCUCGUCUUUGGCCGCAAUCGAGCGGUGAUCCUCGAUGCAACCCGCCAUGAUCCCACUUGUGCCCUAGCUAAUGUCCUUGCUGCCCAUUUCCUUGCUAGCCAGGACUCCGCAAAGGCUGCAUCCUUCCUCUCCGCUGCUGCAUCCUCCAUCGAGGGCGCGAGUUCGUAUGAGAAAGCAGUGUUCCAGGCGUUGUCUUGCUUGCUUGGGGAUGGUAAGGACGAGUAUGUUGCUCUCGAUCGCCAUUUCCAGUUGCUUAAAGAGUAUCCUAAAGAUUUGGCCUCGUUGAAGAGGGCUCAAGGGUUGUGUUUCUACAUGGGUCGACCUGAUUUAUCUCUCAAUCUCGUCGAGCAGGUGAUGCCUCAUAAUCAAGAUCAGGAUUAUGUGUAUGGCAUGCUUGCUUUUCCAUUGUUAGAGCUUGGAAGGAUGAGCGAGGCUGAAAUGGCUGCUAGGAAAGGAUUUGAACUCAACAAAAAUGAUCCGUGGUCACAACAUUGUUUAUGCCAUGUUCUCCAAUAUGAGUGCCACUUCAAAGAAGCUGUCAGCUUCAUGGAAUCUUGCUCUUCAUCCUGGAAAUCAUGUUCUUCCUUCAUGUACACACACAAUUGGUGGCAUGUUGCUCUUUGUUACCUGGAAGGUCAUGCUCCUUUGGGAAAAGUCCUUGAAGUUUAUGAUAAUCACAUAUGGAAGGAAUUAGAAAGAAGUGAUGCUGUUCCCGCGGAGGUGUAUCUUAAUGCUUUAGGCUUGUUUCUGCGGAUCUAUGUACGGGGUUAUAUGGAAUCUGUUGAGGACCGGUUUACAAGUCUGGCAAAUGCCUUUAAAAAUAAGGCUGUUUGGCAUUUGGAGUGGUUGCUUGAUCUAUUAGGACUUUGGGCCUUAGCUAGUUCAAAAAAUACACACAAGGCAAAUGAGUUGCUUAUGUCUAUGAAAUCCAGGUUUCAUUCGAUGAGCAAGGAGAAGCAACAUACAAUGCAGAAGGGAAUACUGCUGGCAGAAGCAAUCUAUGAAUAUGGAUGUGGCAACUACCGGAAAGUGUUUGAUAAACUUGGGCCAGAUUUUCAAGCUAUUGAGUUUAGAGUUGUUGGUGCAUCCGAAGAGCAGAUUGAUGUUUUCAAUGAAGUUUGGUAUGAUGUCCUAUUGAAAAUCGGAUGUGUUUCCAAAGCAAUCACAGAGAUUGAGAAUCAAAUAAAGAAAAAAGGCGAGUCACCGUUCUUGUGGCGUAUGCUGGAAAAAGCUUGCAUCUUGGAAGGCAAAGAGUAUGCUCACAUUGCAGGUGAAAAGGCGAAAUACUUGGAAACAGCUUAUUUUCCAUAAAUGGGGAAAAUAUCUUAUUAUAUAUAGGUAGGUAUGUUUAUACACCGAAUGGCUCAUCGCUCGUGAGCCUGUAAUAUUGAUAAUAUAAACUGCUUUUAUGUAUGCGCGCUGCUCAUGUGUGCACGGGUUUUACUUCAUUUGCUCUGCCGAGAUUUGUACUCGUCCUUAUCUUUUUAAGCAGUCUAAUCUUUUAUA
Molecule: messenger RNA, 1674 nt
Organism: Dioscorea cayenensis subsp. rotundata (Guinea yam)
Lineage: Eukaryota; Viridiplantae; Streptophyta; Magnoliopsida; Dioscoreales; Dioscoreaceae
Product: tetratricopeptide repeat protein 38
Exons: 13
Coding region: 61-1479 (472 amino acids)
Molecular function (GO): protein binding
Source: RefSeq, a predicted model, not a curated record